CCAUGGUGAUGGUGGCCAACACUAGUGGUUGUACCUUCGUGCUGGAGUUGAGUGGUGGUCUGAUCCGGUUGCUGGUCACGAUCUGAUACAAUAGUUGAAGGAUGUGUUUAAACUUAGAUCCUUGGAAGAAAAUAGAAGGCAAAUGAAAAAUCAAGUUUCGGGCCAAAUGGAUGGAAAAAGGAAAACAAAGGUGAGCAGCCACACGACAAUGAGAUACUGUUCUUCUUUUCGGCAAUUCACUAAAAGAAUCGUGUGCACCGUCUCCAACUGCAAGCAAAGCAAAGACUCUAGACUAUGGAAGUAAGCAUCUCAUCGCCUCCAAUUGCAAGCAAAGCGAAGGAAAGCAAAGGGAAGCCAGCAGAGACCUGCCAUGCCCUGCAGGCUUUGGGAUCAAUUCCAUUAUGUUGCUGCAAUCUACAGGUAUUUUUCUAAUCUAUCCAUAGUGUUUGAGUGUUCCUCUGUUUGGCCAACAUGAGGAUGCUGGGGGAUCAUCUCCAGCACAGCUACCGUCCCCAAAGCUCAACACAGCAGUUGAUUCAGCCUCUUCAUUUCGUCUCCAUGUCCAAGCCAAGCAAACACCCUAGACUAUCUGAAUCUGUUCUUUUCUCGUCAGUUGACUAGAAGGAUGUUGCAUUGUCUCAACCUUCAAGCAAAGCAAAGACUCUAGACUGUAGAAUCUUGCGCCGUCUCCAACUGCAAGCAAAGGGAAGCAAAGACAGCAGGGAUCAAUUCCAUUAUUUUGCUGCAAUCCUCCAGAUUGUUGUGCCCUCAUAUAUAUGGCCCUAUCUAUACUGAUUUGAAAUAUGAGUACUAUAAACAGAUCAGACACGCACAGUAAUUUAUGAUAUCCCUAUCUACUAUAUUUGUCUAAUCAAUCCAUUCUCCCCACUCAAUCGAGCUAGUUUGAGCUGUGUUUGACCAACAUGAGGAUGCGAAAGGAUCAUCAUAGUCCUUAGUUCGAGUCUAUCUGCAGCACUUUUCCCCUCCUGAAGCCCAACACAGCAGGUACGUGAUUCAACGUAUAGACAAAAGUAUUGUGCAAAUUAGGUGAUUUUUAAAUUAGAUUGCAUCACUAUUUGGUUCCUGGCAGCUAAUGCGGCGUGUUGUUACUCUCUGGAUAUUUUUCUUCUUUCUGCUUUACCUUUGGCAUGUACUGAACCGCCCUUUCAUUAUUUUGGUAAGAAAACCUGGGGCUUCGUAUGAAAAAAGAACUACUUGCAUUUCUCAAGUUAUAUGCACAUAUUUUUCUGGUAUUUGCACAUGCUUCUGGUAUUUUUUGUAAAUAAUGUAUCUGUAGACUCCGGGGGAGUUCUUUAUCUUCAAUUAUCUAUAAUAAAAUAAAAAUAAACUCAAGUGGUAGUUAUUGCACGCAAAUUCAAAAUCUCCUCAUGAGGAUUGGAUGCUGAGAGACCAUGUUUUUUCCUUUCUGCUUAGCUCUUUUUGUAGGCUAAACAAUUGACGCUACCAUGUCACGUUAAAUUUUUUGCCGAGACAGCAUCUCCAUUCAGGUUCUGAAAUUUAUCCUCUUCAAUUUGUUUUCAACUCCAAGAAAAGUGAAGAGCCUGGAGUAUGAGAACCUGUUAUGUUUUCCGGCAAUUGACAAGAAGAAUGUUGCAUUGUCUCAAACUGCAAGCAAAAGAAAGACACAAACACUCUAGAGUAUAAGCAUCUUGCAUCGUUUCCAACUGCAAGCAAAGAGAAGCUAGCAGAGACCUUGCACACCCUACUGGCUUUGGGAUCAUUUCCAUUAGUUUAAUGCAAUCCUCUAGGUGUGCCCUCAUAUAUAUGGCCCUGUUCUGAGCGUUCCUCUGUUUGAGCAACAUGAGGAUGUUGAAGGAUCAUCAACACUCUAUCUAUGUCCAGUAUGGCUACCCUCCCGGAGCUCAACACAACAGACUGACAGUAGCGAGCAUCCAGCAGCUCUGGAAUGAGUGGGAGAUCCAGUGCUUGGUGCUUGUGAGCUUCUCCCUGCAAGUCUUCCUCCUCUUCUUCGCGGGGCUCCGGAAGCGCCAUCGCUCUCGCAUUCUCAGCCUGCUGCUGUGGCUUGCCUACCUGUUGGCCGACACCGUCGCGGUCUUCGUUCUCGGCCGCCUCACACGUGUUGGAGGCGACGACUCACUGGUGCUCUUCUGGGCACCGUUCAUGUUGCUCCACCUCGGAGGGCAGGACACCAUCACAGCCUUCUCCAUGGAGGACUGCGCACUGUGGAAGAGGCACCUGCUGAACCUCACCACCCAGGUGGCACUGGCCAUCUACGUCGUGGGCAAGCAAUGGCAAGGGGACAAGCAACUUGUGGCUCCCAUGGUGCUAAUCUUCAUCUCUGGGACAGCCAAAUAUAUGGAGAGAAUAUGGAUACUUGGGAGAGCCGGCUCAUGGGGACCUAUAAGCAGGCCUUGGGGUCCGUUGUGUGGGCAGAAAAGAACCCUGGGGGUCAGGCUUGACACACAUGCUCCUAUCUGGUCAUUGUUCUCUUCUGACAUGGAGGAUGUGGCUCAUGACAUGUUUUAUAAUAGCAUGAACUAUUUCAUGAACAGGACUAGUAAACGGCUUCGCGGGACUGGUUUAGGUCAGGAGGAACGAGAUCGUCUCAAGUCAGACGAGGGAGUUAACUUGGCAUACAAGUUGGCUGAGACCCAACUCUCAUUGAUCUAUGACUUCUUGUACACCAAGUUUGGAAGCCUCGAUGGUGUGUUGCACCGUCUCACCAUCCUUGUCAUAAGCUCUACAGCUCUCGCUCUGUUUGCUGUUCAUCAUAAGGGAGGGAUGGGGCGAUCAGAAGCUGUGAAGUACUACUACAGAGUAGCUGAUGUUGCCAUCUCUUACAUAUUGCUUGUGGGUGCAGUGGCGUUUGAGAUAUCCUCUAUAUUGAUGUGGCUCAUGACAUCAUAUUCGCCAUCCAACGUAUGCACAGGACCAAGCGGAGGCCAUAGUCCAAGAAUUGUGCUUAGCAUCCUCAAGCGCCUCCGCCCAGCACCGAAAAGCAACAGAUUGGAGUGGUCAGGUAAGCUGUGGCAGUAUAACUUUAUUGAUGAAAUCAUCCAAAAGGAGAAGGCAACAAGGGAAUAUGGAUGGCUGAAACGGAUGAUGUGGCGUAUCGGCAUCAAGCAAUACCACCACACAACCAAACAUGUUGCCAUCUCCCCAGAGGUAAAGAAGGUGUUCCUUGAUAAGCUGUGUAACAAUCACUGGAAGUUGUACUUCAGCAGCUUCACUGCCGAGUGGGCAGCUUAUAUUCCUUCCUCCUCCUCUGGGUUUGGUGCAGCUAAGCAGAAAGUCCGAGGCAUCUUCAAAGACAGGGAUCUUGUAUCAAGUGCCUUUCUUUGGCACCUUGUGACAGACAUAUGCCUAGUAAGGGACGAGACGCCCUCUGAGCUUAGAACCUGCAGCCAACACGUGUCCAAUUACAUCAUGCACCUGGUCUACAAGUGCAACUUGAUGGUUGAUGCUGACGGGUGUUUAUUUUUCGAAGAAUGUAUAAAGUGGAUUGGCGCGUUUUGCAAAGAUGCCAACUAUGAUAAGAGGGACCUCCUCCAGAGAUUCUACGGUGACGAUUCUCACUCUGAAGGUUCAGUUGGCCAUCUAGCUAGUCUAGCUACUGAUGUGGCUUUUCUGCUCAACGGUGAAGUAGCAGCUGCUGAUCGGUGGGAGAUGAUCGCAACGGUAUGGAUGGAAAUGCUCUGCUACAUCGCAGUCAACUGUGAUCAUGGGUUCCAUGCCAAGCAGCUGAGCGCUGGAGGGGAGUUCCUCACUCAUGCCAAGAUGAUCAUGUUUCCCAUACUACAAUUGUCUGAUCCCGAUGAGCAGAUGGGGCCGAGGCCCGGGGCGUGA
This is a messenger RNA of Triticum dicoccoides, 3828 nucleotides long. RefSeq lists its product as uncharacterized. The transcript is spliced from 5 exons. The record is from RefSeq and is a predicted model, not a curated record. The coding region runs from base 1822 to 3828 and encodes 668 amino acids. Lineage: Eukaryota; Viridiplantae; Streptophyta; Magnoliopsida; Poales; Poaceae.